Lontra canadensis (Northern American river otter) is the source of this 3014-nucleotide messenger RNA. It is a transcript of the gene SLC26A7, whose product is annotated as solute carrier family 26 member 7. The transcript is spliced from 18 exons. The coding region runs from base 46 to 2016 and encodes 656 amino acids. The record is from RefSeq and is a predicted model, not a curated record. Lineage: Eukaryota; Metazoa; Chordata; Mammalia; Carnivora; Mustelidae. Gene Ontology annotation, molecular function: oxalate transmembrane transporter activity; bicarbonate transmembrane transporter activity; sulfate transmembrane transporter activity. Gene Ontology annotation, cellular component: membrane. Gene Ontology annotation, biological process: transmembrane transport.
UUUUUUGUCUAAAGAAGUUUACUUCUACAAGAGGGAAUCUGAAAAAUGACAGGGACAAAGAGGAAAAAGAAAGGCAUGCUGUGGAGCAAGAUGCAAACCCCCCAUUGCGAAGACUUUAAACAGUGGUGUCGAAGGCGUCUGCCUAUUCUGGAAUGGGCACCACACUACAAUCUGAAAGAAAACUUGCUUCCAGACACCAUGUCUGGAAUAAUGUUGGCAGUUCAACAGGUGACACAAGGGUUGGCCUUUGCGAUUCUUUCAUCCGUGCAUCCUGUGUUUGGUUUAUACGGGUCUCUGUUUCCUGCCAUCAUUUAUGCCAUAUUUGGAAUGGGACGUCAUGUUGCUACAGGCACCUUCGCCUUGACAUCCUUAAUAUCAGCCAACGCAGUGGAACGGCUUGUCCCUCUGAGCAGCCAGAACUUCACCACACAGAGUAACACAAGCACACUGGGUUUAUCGGACUUCGAGCUGCGAAGGAUUGGUGUUGCCGCAGCUGUUUCCUUCUUGGGAGGUGUGAUUCAGGUGGCCAUGUUUGCACUGCAGCUGGGCAGUGCCACCUUCCUGCUUACGGAGCCCGUGAUCAGUGCGAUGACGACCGGGGCUGCCACCCACGUUGUGACUUCACAAGUCAAGUAUCUCCUGGGAAUGAAAAUGCCAUAUAUAUCUGGACCACUUGGAUUCUUUUACAUCUACGCAUAUGUCUUUGAAAACAUCAAGUCUGUCCGACUGGAGGCACUGCUGUUAUCUUUGCUGAGUAUCGUGGUGCUCGUUCUGGUUAAGGAGCUGAAUGAACAGUUUAAAAGGAAAAUUAAAGUUGUCCUUCCUGUCGAUUUAGUUUGGAUUAUUGCUGCGUCAUUUGCUUGUUAUUGUACCAAUAUGGAAAUCACAUAUGGAUUAGAAGUAGUUGGUCAUAUUCCAAAAGGAAUCCCUCCACCUAGAGCUCCCCCCAUGAAUGUCCUCUCUGCAGUAAUCACUGAAGCUUUUGGAGUGGCACUUGUCGGCUAUGUGGCCUCCCUGGCUCUGGCUCAAGGAUCUGCUAAAAAAUACAAAUAUUCAGUUGAUGACAACCAGGAAUUUUUGGCCCAUGGCCUCAGCAAUGUGAUUCCUUCAUUUUUCUUCUGCAUACCAAGUGCUGCCGCCAUGGGAAGGACUGCCGGCCUGUACAGCACAGGCGCGAAGACACAGGUGGCUUGUUUAAUAUCUUGCAUUCUUGUCCUGAUAGUCAUCUACGUGGUAGGACCCUUGCUUUACUGGCUGCCCAUGUGUGUUCUUGCAAGUAUUAUUGUUGUGGGACUGAAGGGAAUGCUAAUACAGUUUCGAGACUUAAAAAAAUAUUGGAAUGUGGAUAAAAUUGAUUGGGGCAUCUGGGUCAGUACAUAUGUAUUUACAAUAUGCUUUGCUGCCAACGUGGGGCUGCUGUUUGGUGUGGUCUGUACCAUAGCUAUCGUUAUCGGUCGCUUCCCAAGGGCAAAGACUCUGAGUAUAAAAAACAUGAAAGAAAUGGAAUUGAAAGUGAAGACAGAAAUGGAUGGUGAAACCCUGCAGCAGGUGAAAAUUGUCUCAAUAAACAACCCUCUUGUUUUCCUGAAUGCAAAGAAGUUUCAUACUGAUAUAAUGACCAUAAUCCAAAAAGAAAAUGUGAGCAACCAGCUACUGGAUGAUGUCAGCAAGUGUGAACAAAACACAUUGCUCAAUUCUCUAUCCAACGGCAACUGCAAUGAGGAAGCGUCCCAGCCUGGUCCAAGUGAGAAGUGCUUUUUAAUCCUGGAUUGCAGUGGAGUGACUUUUUUUGACUAUUCUGGAGUCUCCAUGCUUGUUGAGGUUUAUAAUGACUGUAAGAGCAGAAGUGUGGAUGUCUCGUUAGCCCAUUGCGCAGCUUCCUUGGUAAAAGCAAUGAAGUACUGUGGAAACCCAGACUCAGAGAAACCAAUUUAUUUUGAUUCAGUAUCUGCUGCACUAAGUAACAUCUACUCAAAUAAGAAUUUGAGCAAACUCAGUGAUCACAGUGAAGUCUGAGACCCUUUUGCUGCAGUUCAGCUCUUGCCUUUAGCAACUGCCCUGAAGAGGCCGUACUCUGGCAUUUUGCACAACCUUUUUUGUUGUUGAGAUCCUGCAGAUGACCUCGACUGUAAGGAGGAUGUGACUUAAUGACCACGUAGCCACGGGUCGAGAAUUUACCAGCAAUUUUUCCUAAUCUUUGCUUGUAAGCAUAUUUACUUAGUAGGUUAUUGUAGAGUUAUUUUAUAAAAAUUGGUAUGCAUUUAGUUUUAGUGUACUAAAAGGUAAACAUGAAUUUAUUUCCUUUGCCACAGUAUUUUGUGUUUUAUUUCUGUUUCGUUGUAAGUAAACUUGCAAAACUGAGAAACACUUUGCAUAAGAGAUUUAGAACAUUUGCAAGACAUUUGUAAAAAUCCAGGAUCAUCUGUAACUAAUACAUAAAAACAACUUAGCAAAUGUGCCAUGUUCCUCUCCAAAAAACAAGCCAGUAAACAUCAAUAAGAUUAAAUGUUUCUUUACAGUAUGAUAUGAAAUUCACAGAAAUUAACUCCAACAAAAACAAAUGGCAAACUAGAAGCCAUUGUUCUUCAUGUCUUUCCAUGCAAGGAAGUUUUCAAGACUAUUUUCAAGAUAACCAGUGUCCCAGUGAAACCAAGUUCUUGAUAGUAGUCUGUGUUACUCUGAAUAUUGGAAAUGCUUAGUCCUAAAUUCUGCAUUCCAAACCCCAAAAGUCUCUGUUUUUACCUUAGGUUUCAUUGGAGCCAGAGCAUAUGGAAGUUGCACGUUUUAUAUUUUGUCACAAAUGUGAUUUUUAGAUGAGAAAAUAAAUAACACCAGUAGAAUAGCUUUGUGCUAUUCUAAUAUACAAUUAAUUGUAGUAGUUUGGAACUUUCCUAUUUCAGAGAAACAGCCAAUAUAAUAUAAUACAUUUAUCUCUCUAUCCACUUAGGUCUCCAUUGUAUGUUUUUCUUUCUCUUUUGCCAGAGUAGAACUUAGAUAUGCAAUUAUCUGUAAAA